Messenger RNA from Aureococcus anophagefferens, 516 nucleotides. RefSeq lists its product as hypothetical. The record is from RefSeq and is a predicted model, not a curated record. The transcript has a single exon. NCBI's taxonomy places the organism in Eukaryota, Pelagophyceae, Pelagomonadales, Pelagomonadaceae. The annotation marks the transcript as partial.
GAGGACAACCGCGUGAUCUACACCCACGCCGUCCACCACGCGACCAUCGGCGGCAAGCGCAACGUCGCGCUCCGGUUGGCGACCGGCGACGUCGUCGCGCACUUCGACGACGACGACGUCUACGCGCCGACCUACCUCGCGACCAUGCUCGGCGCCAUGGCGGCGCAGGACGCCAAGUUCGUCAAGCUCAGCGCCUGGUUCGUCCACGACAUGGGCUCGGGCGCCUGGGGCCAUUUUGAUAUCGACGGCUUCGACGCGCGGACCGAGCUCGGCGCGAGGCUCCGCCUGCACCCGAACCUCGCGAAGCUGUCGAGCCAGUUUUUGUUGACCUACGGCUUCAGCUUCGUCUACGAGAAGUCCCUGUUCCCCGCGUUCACCUUCGUCGACACGAACUGGGGCGAGGACCAGGCGAUCCUCGCCGAGCUGAACCGCGUCGGCGUGCCGGUCGCGUUCCACGCGGACCGCGAGGGCAUCUGCAUCCACAACCAGCACGGCGAGAACUGCAGCCGGAGCUUC